Messenger RNA from Cornus florida, 1605 nucleotides. RefSeq lists its product as uncharacterized. The coding region runs from base 519 to 815 and encodes 98 amino acids. Gene Ontology annotation, molecular function: ATPase-coupled transmembrane transporter activity. NCBI's taxonomy places the organism in Eukaryota, Viridiplantae, Streptophyta, Magnoliopsida, Cornales, Cornaceae. The transcript has 5 exons. Gene Ontology annotation, biological process: transmembrane transport. The record is from RefSeq and is a predicted model, not a curated record.
CAUACCACACAUGUUAGGGCAAAUCAUUUCAGCCUCCCAAAUCACAUCUAUCUCUAUUCUCGUUCUCAACUCUGAACUUGCCCUCUCUCUGUCUCUGCAACUGCAAACUACAAAAUCUACAAGAAUCAAAUCAGCCUCCCAAAUCGCCCCCAUCUUUAUUGUCGUUCUCAGCUCUGAACUUGCCCUCUCUCUGUCUCUACAACUACAAACUACAAAAUCUACAAGAAUCAGAACCCAUAUUGGCAUAUCAUUUCAGAUUGUUUAAAAAAUUAAAACCCAUAUCCUUCAGUUUCCAUCGCCUACUGUUCCAGUUCGGGUUCGCCAUUCGAAAGAUUUAGCCUCAGGCCUGUUGUCUCUCAACUCUCAAGCCCUCUCUACUCUCUCAUAAGGAUAACGUUGAGUAACAACUUGAAGAUCAGCAAUUGACCAAAAUUACAGAACUCUACAGAUUGUAGGGGGGAGAUAACAGCUAACUUUCGCUCUCUCCCUCAAGCUAAUACAAGCAAGGAUGCAGACUUAUGGAUCCCAACAGACACAAAACACAUGAUCACUGGGAAUGGUGCUCCCUGAUGUCAAGUACUUUACAGAAGCUUCAGUUGCUGCCUUGCGAAUAUUUAAUAGGAUUGACCGGAUUCCUGAAAUCGAUGGUGAAGACUAAGGUGGGUGAAAGAGGGUCUCUUUUAUUAGGUGGACAAAAGCAGCGGAUUGCCAUUGCUAGAGCUAUCAUUAAGAACCCUGUGAUUUUACAAGGCACUUAUCCCGAAAAUAAGCUAAAUCAGCCAAAUAAGAGCAGAAAUAAAGCAAUUCUGGGAUAAAUCAAAGAAAGGAGCCAAGUGGAAGCAAAAGGAAGAAAAAGGUGGAAAUCAACAUCUUCGAUCGAUCUUAACACUUCAAGAUGGAUCAGAGCUAUGAUGACAUUUUCAGAGAUCUCAAAAGUUCGAUCGAUCCAACACCAUUCUUCGAUCGAUCGAACUACCUUGUCAUUAUUUAAAUGAUUGAUCUUAUCUAGUUGUACCACCCUACCAACCACUUUUGUCCUUUUCCCAAAAAUAUCUUGAAAAUAUCUUAGAUUUGUCUUUAUCCAAAAAGAGCCACCAUUGAGGAUCGAUCCAACUUCAGUUCGAUAGAUUUCAGUCAUGUUCGAUCGAUCAAAGUCCAAGGUUCGAUCGAUCGAACUUCCUCCAGUGCGAAAAAGUUUAAUCUCCAGCUCACCAAAAGUUGUCAUUUAUCCAAUCAUUGGGGAAUAUUUUAUGCACGACCCCAGCUCAUUUUGGGUGUCAUUUGACCUGCCUAUAUAAGGAUAAGGAUUACUUUUUACACAAUAAAACAUACCACCUCAUAUCAUAUCAUCUCAUAUCGUGUAAGAACUCUUGGAGAGCAAUCUUAGAGGAGAAGGAGGCUAGAGACACCAUUGGAGACUCUUCAUCAACCAAUGAGCAAAUCUCUACCAUAGAGUUAGCCCUUGAGGGUUGGAGAAGCACUACCAUGAGUGACUAGAGUUAGCCCCAAACAUGCUUUCUACAUCUUGAUUUUGUGUAUUAUUGAGGGAUUAGUGUUCUAAUACAUGUUUUGACACUUUUAUAUAUAUAGAUCUUGUUUAUUCAA